Molecule: messenger RNA, 2072 nt
Organism: Drosophila ananassae
Lineage: Eukaryota; Metazoa; Arthropoda; Insecta; Diptera; Drosophilidae
Product: FAST kinase domain-containing protein 5, mitochondrial
Exons: 2
Coding region: 115-2028 (637 amino acids)
Source: RefSeq, a predicted model, not a curated record
UUAAAUUCGGUAUUAAAUGGGACCACACUAUAAAUACAGCUGUUUUUCCGGCAACCGCAUUUUAUUUAAAGGCUUUCAUAACUUUGGUUUUCGCUUGUUUUGAAUGAAAUAAGCAUGUGGAGUAGGUCGCAGAGCCUCUGGCGGAGAUUGGGCCACCAGGCCACACGGUUACUUAACCGCCAACUGGGUACUUCGGCUGUGUUGCCGGCCCGCAUCUUUGCGGAUCGAGAGAAUCAGUUCGCCCACAACAUUCUGACGGAGUCCCUGAAGCCCUACCAGAUCCUGAGGCCCCUGCAAGAGGACAGGCAGCGUACGCCCACCGAUGGCUUCCUAUCCUCCAGCUCCAAUAGCUACGCCAGCCCCGAGGAUCUCUAUGAUAACUUCCUGGGCAUGGUCCAGUACUGUGCCGGCCAGGAUCUGCAGAUUAGUGACGCCCGCUUCGAUGGAUUUGUUCGCUGCUACUGCGAGGAGCUGCAUCGGCUGACGGAUGACCAGCUGUUGGGAUCGCUGCGCGCCCUGUGCGAGCUACCCGUCCCGGAAUCGACCAAAACCCGCAACUACAUGGAACUGUGGAACACUCUGGACAUCGAGUGCUGUCGCCGGAUUGAACGGUGGAGCAGCGACCGGCUGUUGCUGGUGAGCGAUGCCUGGUAUCGGCUCGGUCUGGUCCGGAUAGGCGAGUAUGUGUGGCUGGCCCUCAAGAAGCUGGGACGUCGCCUGCGAAAGCUACCGCCCGAGCAACUGGUCCAGGCCAUGUUCCUCUGCAACCUGCUGCGUCGUCCCGUCUUCGAAAUGUUCGACUUCGAACUGAAUCUGGCGCGCUGUGUGGACCAGAUGACACUGGCCGAGCUGGGCGUAAUGGCGAUGGGCUUCUUCAAGACGCAGACGCCCAUCCGGAAUCCGGAGCUACUCUCCCAGAUAUACGAACGCCUCGGCCAGGAACUGGACACCGUGGAGGACAUACCGCUGGUGGCGCUGCUGAAGGUGUUGCGCUACAGCAGCAAACUGCCGCAGGUGGAGCCGCUGAAGAAGCUCCUCUCCGCCCUGGAAUCGCGUGUGGAGCACGUCUCCCUCCUGGCCUGCCUGCACAUAGCCCUUCUAGGCUGUGAGCUGCAGACCUGCAACGACGAGCUGGUGGAGCGCAUCCUCUUGCGCUUCGAGCGGGAGUGCGAGUCGGCCCGGCUGAAGGAUCUGGAGCGCAUCUGCCUGGUGAUGGCACUUUUCAACCUGAAGACGCCGUCGGGCGUGGAAGGGAGGCUGGCGGCCCGAAUUCCGGACAUUCUGCGGCAGCGUCUGGACGAGAUUGUGCGGCAUCCGCGUUGCUUCACGAACUGCCUGCAGUUCCUCAGCAUGCGCGGCGUCUACGACGUGGAGCUGCUGGGCGUAGCGCUGGAGCGGCGCUUCCUGCAUCACGCCUACAAGAAUGGCCUGCCCGGCAGGGAGUACUUCCACCUGGACGGAUUGGCGCGACUCCUGGGCCCGGGAGAGUACCAGGGCGCCCUGCUCACCGACCGCCAGCUGCAGCAAAUGGGUCGCCUCUAUACCCAAUACAUCCCCAAGAACGACGGCCGCUUCAAGCUGAACAACACGGAUCGCAUUCUGGUGGAGAUUAGGGAGGCGGCCUCGCAAUUCCAUCGCCACCUGACCUUUAAGCACGUCCUGCCGCACUACGAUCGCUGUGAUCUGGUGCUCUGCUACGACCGGCGACAAGGAAGAGCUCUGCCUUUGGAGGGGAAUCCGGGCACGGAGGACUACAGUGGCGUCAUCCUGACCAGGAGGCAUCUGCUGGGCGAGAUCAGGGCUGCAGACGAUCAAAUAGCCACUGUGGUGAUGGUUAUAGCCGGCUGGAAUAAUGUUAUCCGGGGCAAGGAUCGGUUCACAGGACAAAUGGACAUGAAAUUGAAGCAAUUGAGGCAACUGGGUCAUGAUCCUGUGGUGAUCUAUUGGCAUGAAUGGCGGGAACUGGAAACGGCGCAGGAUCGGCAGGACUUUCUCAAGCGACGCCUCAGCCAAGGGGCCAGGAUAUAAAAGGUUAGGCCAGGACAUGCCAGGAUAUAGCCAGGAUAUCGGAA